Ambispora leptoticha is the source of this 735-nucleotide messenger RNA. NCBI's taxonomy places the organism in Eukaryota, Fungi, Glomeromycota, Glomeromycetes, Archaeosporales, Ambisporaceae. The record is from the annotation of a GenBank genome assembly.
AUGCUCGAGACUCAAUUUUUUGAACAACAAGAUGGUUCACGUAUUGCAUACAAGAUUCUUGAAUCGCGCAAGUUGGUAGAUAAAAAUGAGACUCCCCUUGUGUUCAUCGUAGGAUUGUGGGCUGUUAAAGAGGUUUAUAUGGAACUGGAUGAAGAAUUGGCCAAACAUCGAAAAGUAAUCUUGUUUGAUAAUCGUGGAAUGGGAGAAUCGAGUGUUCUUAAUGCUAAUGAUCCGAUCUCGAUUGAUUUGAUGGCGCAAGAUACGAUUGAAUUGAUUAGGCAUCUUGGAAUUAAACGAUUUAAUCUGUUGGGAUACUCUAUGGGAGGUUCUAUUGCACUUAGCGUUGCCUUGAACGUUCCAUCGGAUCUUAAACUAGAGAAACUGAUUCUUUGCGCAUGGCAUCUUGAUUUACCGAAAAGCGUCCAAGAACAAAAGGACGUGAUGAUAAAAAGUCUUGAAAAAAGCUCUUCUGAUUAUCUGCUUAAGCAUCCGGACAAGCUUGAUAAAUUGACGAAAGUCAUGUUCAACACUCAUCGUCCAUUUGAGAUUUUCAAACGACAGUGGGAAGCUAUGAAACUUAUGGAUCUCGUUUCGGGAUUCCCAAAAAUCAACGUGCCAACUUUGAUAGUUCAUGGUGAAGACGACGAACUAGUUCCUAUUCAGCAAAGUGAAUUGCUUGCUCGUGAAAUUCCUAAGAACAAAUUCACGAGGAUUCCAAAUGUUGGACACAUGUAA